CACUCCGGAAACAUUUCUUUACCUCGCUAUUCUUAGACGGGCCCUUUUCGAUGUUACACAAAACAAUCACAGGUGGUUGGGAAAAAAAAUGACUUGGAGCGGUUUCGGCUUUCGUCUGAUAGAUUUCGUAUGGAUCUGAUUCGAUACGGAAAAACUAAACAGAAUCUCAUACGCGACGACUGUUUGUGCGCAUUUGACGUCCCAAAAAGGUGGUUCUGGCACUUCUACGCCACGUCGCUCGUUUGGAAUGGUCUUCUGCUGGCUUUCAGCCUGAACGUGACUUUACGACACGGUUUCUAUCCCAACUGGCUGACAGGCUUAAUAAAUAUUCUAUCUUGUUCAUCACACGCGAAAAAAAAAGCUGUACAUGUUAGCACGUUGCUGCUCCAGCUGUUGCUGUGGACGCAUUCCUUCCGGAGGCUUGCGGAGUGUCUCCGCGUCAGCGUUUUCUCCGAUGGCGUCAUCCACCUGUUGCAGUACGUCUUCGGCCUGGCGUACUACCUCCUGGUGGGGCUGACCGUGCUCUGCUCGGACGGCGAAAUAAAAGCAAGUGCGUCUCUCUUAUCCCAACUGAAUUGGUUUCACGCUGUCGGCAUUGCACUUUUCAUCGCGGCCUCUGCGCUGCAGCAUCAGUCCUUAGUGCUUCUGGCUGGACUCCGAACUGGAAAGUCAGGAAGGGUGGAAACCCUGGCUCACCGGAUGCCAAAGGGCGGCUGCUUCGAGCUGGUGUCGUGCCCGCACUACUUGGCCGAGCUGCUCAUCUACGUCUCCCUGAGCCUGGUCGCCGGGGGUUUUUCGCUGACCUGGUGGCUGGUGGUCCUGUACGUGCUCUUCAACCAGGCGCUGGCCGCGCUGCUCUGCCAUGACCACUACGUGGGCAAAUAUCCGUCCUACCCGGCGUGCAGGAAAGCAUUUAUACCUUUUGUGAUGUGAUUGUGCCAACUGGUGUGUAUAAUGUAAAUUAUGAUAAAUUCAAUUAUUUAUUG
Messenger RNA from Syngnathoides biaculeatus (alligator pipefish), 986 nucleotides. It is a transcript of the gene srd5a3, whose product is annotated as steroid 5 alpha-reductase 3. The record is from RefSeq and is a predicted model, not a curated record. Gene Ontology annotation, cellular component: endoplasmic reticulum. The transcript has 6 exons. Bases 130 to 933 code for a protein of 267 amino acids. Gene Ontology annotation, molecular function: 3-oxo-5-alpha-steroid 4-dehydrogenase activity. Lineage: Eukaryota; Metazoa; Chordata; Actinopteri; Syngnathiformes; Syngnathidae. Gene Ontology annotation, biological process: dolichol-linked oligosaccharide biosynthetic process; polyprenol catabolic process.